ACACACUUUAUCUAAAUGCUAUGUUUUCACAGGUGACAGAGUGGUUGCACUUUCAACAUUCAGAAAGCUGUGGAAUAGGGUGUGUCCUUUCAUCGUUUGCUGCAAACCUAUGACUGAUGUAUGCUGGCAGUGCCAAAAAAAAACCAACCUCCUAUUCAGGUCAGCAAAUCUUCCAGAUGCAGAGAAGCAGGAGCGCUGCAGAAUACAGCAAGCUCAUCUGGAGAAUGUUGGUCAUGAGAGAACCUUCUACAGGGACCUUGUUCAGGAUGCAAGGGUGGCUGCAGAGCAGAUUGGGGUUACUCAACUUGGGCCCAACACUCCUUGCACCAACGCCAUAGACAUGCACUAUUCAUUUGACUAUGCCCAACAAGUACACUUUCCAUCAGACCCUAUCCAGCCUGGCCCAGUGUAUUUUUUGACACCAAGAAAGUUGGGCAUUUUUGGUGUCCAUUGUGAGGGCGUCACAAAACAGUUGAACUAUUUAGUUGACGAAUCCGUACUCAUCUCCAAAGGAAGCAACGCCGUGAUCAGCUACUUAGACAAUUUCUUCAGGACCUAUGGCUUAGGGGAGACUAAAGCCCAUCUUCACUGCGACAACUGCAGCGGCCAAAACAAGAAUCGGUAUGUCCUUUGGUACAUGCUUUGGCGUUGCAUGAGUGGUCUCCAUCGAUCUAUUGAGAUGCAUUUCAUGGUGGUUGGACACACAAAGUUUGCCCCUGAUUGGUGCUUCGGCCUCUUCAAGCAGCGCUACCGCCGAACAGCUGUCUCCUGCCUUGAUGAUGUUGUUCGUGUAGUCACUGGAAGUACACAAACUGGAAUCAACAUCCCCCAGCUUGUAGGUGAUGAAGCUGGUAACACCUUCGUUCCACAGUUUGAUUGGCAGGCAUUCUUGUCCCCAUUCUUCAAGCCACUUCCAGGGAUCAAGAGUUUUCAGCAUUUUCGGUAAUUUUAUUUAUUUUGUGGUUUUUCUUUAUUCGA
This is a messenger RNA of Patiria miniata (bat star), 978 nucleotides long. RefSeq lists its product as uncharacterized. The transcript has a single exon. The record is from RefSeq and is a predicted model, not a curated record. The coding region runs from base 110 to 946 and encodes 278 amino acids. NCBI's taxonomy places the organism in Eukaryota, Metazoa, Echinodermata, Asteroidea, Valvatida, Asterinidae.